This is a messenger RNA of Mya arenaria, 1936 nucleotides long. RefSeq names its product putative nuclease HARBI1. The transcript has 2 exons. Lineage: Eukaryota; Metazoa; Mollusca; Bivalvia; Myida; Myidae. The record is from RefSeq and is a predicted model, not a curated record. Bases 355 to 1026 code for a protein of 223 amino acids.
UCCGGAAGUGAUUCUUUUGUACUUAAUAACUUUUAUUAUGUAUAUUAGUGUCAGAGAUUAAAUAUAAUCACAUUUAUUUUCCUAAUUAUAUUAUCCGCAACACCAUAGACUUGUAGGCUACUGAGGUUGCUGAUGGUGUUAAGGGGCGCCUCCCUUGAAUCCAGCUUGGAUGGUGUUAAGGGGCGCCUCCCUUGGAUCCAGCUUGGAUGGUGUGCAGGGGCGCCUCCCUUGGAUCCAGCUUGGAUGGUGUUAAGGGGCGCCUCCCUUAGAUCCAGCUUGGAUGGUGUUAAGGGGCGCCUCCCUUGGAUCCAGCUUGGAUGGUGUUAAGGGGCGCCUCCCUUGGAUCCAGCUUGGAUGGUGUGCAGGGGCGACUGCCGUGGAUCCAGCUUGGUUGGUGUGCAGGGGCGACUCCUGAGGAUCCAGCAUGGUUGGUGUGCAGGGGAGACUCCCGUGGAUUCAGCUUGGAUGGUGUGCAGUGGCGACUCCCGAGGAUCCAUCUUGGAUGGUGUGCAGGGGCGACUCCCGUGGAUCUUGUCACUUGAAAUGUCAAAAUUGAUGGCACUUGUAUUUCUGGGAGGUGACGGUAACAGAAGGCGCCAUAAUAUUCCAAGGGUAUUUAGAGAUAGAAUGAAUCCCCUCGACGUAAUGAACGAUCAUGAAAUUAUUAAGAAAUAUCGGUUGGACAGAGAUGCAAUUCUUGAAAUAUGUGCACAAACUCAACAACAUCUAGUAAGGCCAACAAGUCGCAGUCAGUCACUUCCGGUUUGCCUGCAGGUACUUGUUGCAUUGCGAUAUUACGCUACCGGAAGUUUCCAGUCAGUACUCGCGGAUGGGCAUGGGAUAUCUAUUCGCUCGGUUUCAAGAAGCAUUCACGCGGUAUCUAAAGCCCUAACGAGACAAGUGCCCCGGCAAAUAAAAUUUACAACUACACGUGCAGAACUUACAAGAACGAAGCAACUAUUUCAUGAUAUAAGCGGCUUUCCCAAUGUAAUUGGUGCCGUUGAUGGCACGUAUGUCUCCGACUGAAGAUGAACAUUUGUAUGUGACUGUCUAGAAAGGGAUUUCAUGCAAUAAAUGGUCAGGGUAUAUGUAGUGCUGACAAUUUAUUCAUAAAUAUAGUUGUUCGUUGGCCAGGGUCAACACAUGACUCUUUCAUAUGGAAUAGCUGUGAAUGUGUACGUAUGAUGUGUACGAAGAAUUGGAUUUACAGAAUGCAUGGCUUUUGGGCGAUAGUGCGUACCUGUUGAGGAAAUACCUCCUAACACCAUUACCUACUGCAAACACAGAGGCUGAACGAAGAUAAAACGUCGCUCACAAACGUACACGGUGUGUGAUUGAACGUACUUUCGGGAUUUGGAAAAUGAGAUUCCGAUGUUUCCACAAGUCCGGUGGGUACAUGACGUACACGCCAGUCAAGUGUGCCAAGAUUUAUCUGCGGUGGCGGUUCUUCACAACAUUUGUGUUUCGAGAAAUCUGCCUUUCAUCGAUGACAAUGAUGACCGUGUUGACGACAAUGAUAAUGACAACAAUGGCGAUGACAACGACGGAAAUGAUGGGGAAAAGAACAAUAACGAAGAUGGUAGACAGACACGCAAUAACCUUAUUCGCGAGACGUUUUCACGCUAAUUAAAUCUAGAACAUGUACUCGUAACGUCUACAAUCAUAAAUGUUUGCUAUGAAAUUGGCGUUUUGAUGAUCACAACCAUGGUUUAAUGUACAUUAAGCAAGUUUAUAGAUAUAUGUCACUGUGUGGCGGGGAACGUCCCAUUAAUGAUUACAGUUGCAGUAAGAAAUAUUGUUAUUUCAAUGUGGAACUGUAUUGCUCUGUAAAACUAGAACAAAACAUGUUAUGUUCUGUUUCCGUUCUGUUCCUAAAGUGUUUAGAAAAACACACAAGGAAAUAUGUCCAUUCAUGCUUUACUUAUGGUUAUACUUU